CCUCGCAAACACCCGUCUGCCCUGCCCCUCGCAGCAACAACCCCACAAACCACAGCUCUCGCUUGUUUUCGUGCAAAAAGAAGCACGGAAAACGGGCAAAAUCGUGCCUGCGUGACAUGAAUUAGUGCAUUUCUUUCAAGGAAACCGUUUGGCAACCCACUCAUACUGCAGAGGCGAAGGGAUUGCGGAGGUAAAGCCAAUGUUCGGUGCGUGAACAGUGUUCGCUUUCUGUGUUUUUGCUGUGUGAAAAUGCGUACCCAGAUCGGCUGCUGGCAAUGCGUAGAAGGAAAAGCCUGAAAAGUGCACCCACUGGGUGGGGAGGUGAUUUAGUGCAAAGUGUGUUAAACUAAGUGAAGCAAACACUUGCUGUUCUGAGUGGAAGACGAGAAAAGGUGAAACGCAUUGAGAAAGAAACCGCGUCGAAGAAGCUUCUCUUUUGUGCAUUGUGCAGUGAAAGUUCCAGUGCAGCGAGGGGAAGAAAAACGUAAAAUGCCUAAGCACCCUCUCGCAUCGUGAAAGUAAGGCGAACAAGAAGAAAACGAGCUUAGGAAGCAAAAACGUUCCUGUAAACAUAUACCCCCGUCGUACGCAAAAACAAUCAAGCUCGCCAGAAAUAUCGGUCCCCGCGGAAAAGAAAAUCACAUCAACACACACUCUCACACACACACACACGCACAUACACACACACCCACCAGUCCUAAAUGUAUCGUUCGUGGCACACACGUAACCCCCGCACGGUACAGCCAGAUGGGAUGUUGUGGUGGGGUGGCUUGUGCUAGAAAAUAGGUUUUGCCGGUUGUUUACCACGGUUGUCGGAGAGAAGAUGAGAACCGGGCUCGGCAGGAGGCGGAAAGGGAAAGCCGCCGCUGCCGUCACCGUCGGACCGCCGCCGUUCCUUGCCGAUUGGGUAUUGUGGGUGGCGUUGUCGCUGCUACUGAUUGCGACCGCCGUCCGCACCACGAGUGUGUCACCUGGUGUUAAUAAUAGCUCCACCAUCCUAAAUCGACCCAGCCCCUAUCAACCCGGACACGAUGGGCAACGUUCUCCACUGGACAGUUCGGAAGGGAGUGGUGGUGGUGGUGGUGGUGGUAGUACGCUGAGUUACAAUGCCACCGAUCGUGAGGCCAACCGGUCCGCUACGACGUUUGAGCAAUCCGCAAAACCAUGCUGUGAUAGUAAUAGCACCGACCGGGCGCAGACGGCUUCGCCUUCCGCAAGGACGCACCGGGUAGUGAUAGAAUUUUCCACCAAAAUCGUCCAGAACGAGUACAUCGUCCAGUUCAACGGCUACUACAAACCGAAGGAGCGAGAAAGCUUCAUUCAAUCCGCCCUGAACGGAUCCAAGGUACAAAAAUGGCGCAUCUUGCCACGGAACAAUCCGGCACAGGAUUUCCCGAGCGAUUUCGACGUGCUAACGCUGGAGGAAGCGAUUGAAUUCGCGGACGAUGGGUUGGCGCUGUUUCGCACGCAUCCCUCCAUCAAAAGCAUAUCCCCCCAGCGGAUGGUUCAUCGUGCGCUGAAGUAUGUUCCCCUCCGGCAGUCGGACGCCCAUCAAGCCGAUGCGGAAGAGGAGCAGGAAGAAGAGGAGGAAGAGCUGCCAGAGCAACCCGAGCUCGAGCUGGACGAUGCGGAAACGAACGAUUUUAUCGAGUUCAUCCAAAAGCGUCGCCUAACAACGGAAGCUAAUUCGUUUGCCCAGCAACCAGCACCACCGGCACCUCCGCCGCAAUCCCCCAACCGGCACACCAACCGGCGGUUGCUUCGUGCGAUCCCACGCCAAAUAACGGCGCUACUGAAGGCGGACGUGCUGUGGAGCAUGGGCAUCACGGGGCAGGGUGUCAAGGUGGCCGUGUUCGAUACGGGGCUGGCCAAAUCCCAUCCACACUUUAAGCGCAUCAAGGAGCGCACGAACUGGACGAACGAAAAGACGCUGGACGAUGGCGUUAGCCACGGUACGUUCGUGGCCGGCAUUAUCGCCUCGUCCAAGGAGUGUUUCGGCUUUGCGCCGGACGCCGAGCUGCACAUCUUCCGCGUCUUCACCAACAACCAGGUGUCGUACACGUCCUGGUUUCUGGACGCGUUCAAUUACGCCAUCCUGAAGAAGAUCAACGUGCUCAACCUGAGCAUCGGCGGGCCGGACUUCCUCGACCAGCCGUUCGUGGACAAGGUGCUGGAGCUGUCGGCGAACCGCGUCAUCAUGGUGUCGGCGAUCGGGAACGAUGGCCCACUGUACGGGACGCUCAACAAUCCGGGCGACCAGAUGGACGUGAUCGGUGUCGGCGGGAUGGAUUACGCUGACAACAUUGCCAAGUUUAGCUCGCGCGGUAUGACCACGUGGGAGCUGCCCUACGGGUACGGUCGCCUCAAGCCGGACAUUGUCACGUACGGGAGUCAGGUGAAGGGCAGCAACCUGAACGGUGGCUGCAAAUCGCUCUCGGGCACGUCCGUUGCCUCGCCGAUGGUGGCCGGUGCGGUAACGCUGAUCGCGAGCGGUGUGCUCGACCGGCCGGGAGUCGAUUUGAACCCGGCCUCGAUGAAGCAGGCGCUGAUAGAGGGUGCGGAAAGGCUGGCGGACAACAACAUGUUCGAGCAGGGCCACGGGAAGCUGAACAUUCUGCGGAGCAUGAAAGCGCUGGCAGCUUACCGGCCGCGCGUCACCCUUUCGCCGGCGUAUCUGGACUUUACCGAGGACUACAUGUGGCCGUACACGACGCAAAGCUUGUACAACAGUGCUAUGCCAGUGAUUGCGAACGUUACCAUCCUGAACGGGAUGGGCGUGUUUGGGCGGGUGAUAAACCGACCCACCUGGCACCCGUACAGCAACGAGCACGGCGAGCUGCUGAACGUUUCGAUCAGCUACUCCGAGCAGCUGUGGCCGUGGUCCGGCUGGAUGGCGGUACAUAUCGGGGUGAACGAGGCAGGGCGUGGAUUUGAAGGUAUCGCUCAGGGUCACAUCACGCUGACGGUUCAAAGCCCUCCGCAGGGCGAGAACGAACGGGAACCCCGGAACGGCACGGUCAGUUUCGCUAUCAAAGUGCGCAUCAUUCCACAGCCGCCCCGGCAGAAGCGAAUCCUGUGGGACCAGUACCAUAGUCUGCGCUAUCCGCCGGGCUAUCUGCCGCGUGAUAAUCUGAAAAUCAAAUCCGACCCACUGGACUGGCGAGCGGAUCACGUGCACACCAACUUUAAGGACAUGUACACGCACCUCCGCAACGCUGGCUACUACGUGGAAGUGCUCGGUGCUCCGUACACCUGCUUCAACGCGUCCCACUACGGCACACUGCUCGUGGUCGAUCCGGAGGAAGAGUUUUUCCCGGCGGAAGUUGCGAAACUGCGCGAAGAUGUGCUCGAGCGGCAGCUGAGCGUUAUCGUGUUUGCCGACUGGUACAACACGUCCGUCAUGCGGCGGAUAAAGUUCUACGACGAGAACACGCGCCAAUGGUGGAUGCCGGAUACGGGCGGGGCCAAUGUGCCGGCGUUGAACGAUCUGCUGCGGGGGUUCGGCAUCGCGCUCGGCGAUCGUGUUGCGGACGGGUACUUUGAUAUGCGCGAUCAUCGGAUGUACUAUGCGUCCGGGGCGAACAUUGUGCGCUUUCCCGUUGGAGAGGGGACGAUUCUGGUCGAGCGGGACCUGCUCGAUGAAGGGCUGGCGAUAACGCAACCGGACGAACCCCGCUCGAAGGUGCGGACGCGCACAGCCAUCCUGGGCAUGCUGCAAACCGAUCGGAGAGUGUACGCACGGCUACAACCGGCAACGCCCAAUCCGGAAGGAGCGCCACCAUUAGCUCCACCGGACGAGCUGCCGGAGGAGUGGGAAGAGGACGGUGGGAAGAUCGAUCGGGACGCAAUCAUCAACAAGCGCAUCCUGCUGAGUGCUGCCGUCGGUGGUGCUGGUGGUGAUGUAGAGGAGGAUGAAGACGUCCCAAACGAUGGCGGUGAGUUUAACCGGGACGAUGCGAUGAAUCGUGUGGAUGCCGGUGAGGAACCGCUGCCGGAAGACGAUCGGGACGGGGAUGAUUUGGGACAGUUGCUCCGCGAAAGGACGAAAGCUGUGAAGCAGCACAAUUCCACAACGGCACGAACGGGCGGUCGGCCCGAGCUGCUGGCCGGUGGCCGGAUUGCACUGUACGGCGAUUCGAACUGUCUCGAUUCAACGCAUCUGGAGAAGCCGUGCUUUUGGCUGCUGGACUCGCUGCUGGAGUACACAAUGACGGCGCAUGUCACCAGCCUACUGCGUGAUCUUAACGUCAGUCGGCAGGUGGAACAGAUCGAAGAAAACGUGAAGCUACCUCAGCGAAUGCCGAACAACAAUCUGCACCUGUACUCCAAAGUGCUGGUGGCUCACACGACAACGGGCGAGAAACGUCCCAUACCUGUGUGUCAACGGCUAGAGUGGGAAUAUCCGGUCACGCUGAACAUGUCCAGCUUAAGCUUCGGCACCGGUCCAAACGAGCAUCUACUCGUCCAGGAGCAGCAACAGCAGCAGCAGCAACAGCUUCUAGUGGUCCAACAGCGUCAGCUAAAGCAAGGCCCACCGCAACCAAUCAUGCCGUUGGUGGGGAACGAGCUCGUCUACAGCAGCCGGGGUCGUAGAUUAGAAAGUCAAAAGGGUGGUAAUGCCGCACUCGGCGCCAACGAUGAACCAGACGUUCCCGGAUGGCGCAACAAGAAAACGGAUAAAAUCCCCCCGAACGCACCACCGAAUGGGUUCAACGGUCCAUCGGGUGCAUCACCAACAGCCGGCACACCGAUGGCGGUCGGGGUGAAGAUAAUUCCCCUUGCCGGAGGGUCCACGGAAGACGUUGACUACUAUGCGGAGAGUCGCGCGGGAGGUGGUGGUGGUGGUGGUGUUGGUUCGAAUGGAGAUCGUUCCAGUGGUUCGGUUGGGGCAUUCUACUGGUUGGGCGGCUCGAAAGGUGCCUUGAUGGUGGCACUGUUCACGCUGCUUGCUCUACUGAACUGGGUGCGCAAAACGAAAGGGCUCACGAUCAAGCGACGGCUCAAUUACGUCUUCAACAAGGUUGGCUUCUGAGGAGCUGAAGUACAGGCACGGUUGGCUAUACCAAAAGAGACAAACGAUAAGGCAACGAAACGGACCGGCUGGUAGUGGUAGCUUAAGUUGGGGGAACAAGACUCGUUACACGGUAGGUGGUAAGGGAAGUAUUUGCCAGCUUUUCGUAUUAGGGCUCAAUGUUGUUUUAUGUUCUUGUUAUUCUUCGCGUCGUAGGAGAGGGCGGUUCUAGUUCACUUUUUAGCUGCAGUAAUGAACCUUUUUUUUAAUUUAAAUACUACUGUAUGUUUAGCCAAGGAGAAGGAAAUCAGUGCUGCUCUUCUGGUAGGUGUAUCUUGUUGAAGAUAUGGCAAUAGAAAAUAGGUCCCCAUAUGAGCGAUGUGUGUGUGUGUAGAGAGAGAGAGCAAACAGCAAAAGAUUAACAUACAUUAUGUCAAUCCGUAUUGGUGUGAAUGUGUUCCUAGCUAUUCCCCGCCACACGGGGAGGAACGCAAAAUAAAGAAGAAAAUAUUUUUAUAUUUUUAUAACGAA
This is a messenger RNA of Anopheles merus, 5542 nucleotides long. It is a transcript of the gene S1P, whose product is annotated as membrane-bound transcription factor site-1 protease. The record is from RefSeq and is a predicted model, not a curated record. The coding region runs from base 824 to 5032 and encodes 1402 amino acids. The transcript has 4 exons. Gene Ontology annotation, molecular function: serine-type endopeptidase activity. Gene Ontology annotation, cellular component: Golgi apparatus. Gene Ontology annotation, biological process: proteolysis. NCBI's taxonomy places the organism in Eukaryota, Metazoa, Arthropoda, Insecta, Diptera, Culicidae.